CAACCUCGCGGCCGGCUGUCCCACAGCCUAUUUACACCCUAAAUCCAUUCGCGAAUCGAAUUUUAAUCGAUAUCCAUUCCAUUAUUAAUUAAAUCGAGUUAAUCCUAUAUCGGAAAUCGCUUAUUAUCAAACCGACAAGACAUUAAACGAAUGACAGUAUUAUUUGCAAUGUUGCCCCCGUGCGAUUGGUGUUUGUGAUGUGUUUUCAAUAUGUAAUUGGUGUAAUUAUGAAGUUAUUAAAAACUGAUUAACUAAACAGAAUGAGAGGGGCGAAGGCGGUUUUUCUCAUUUUGUUUUUCGGCCAUCUCUCCGCCUUACCCGAUACAAUUCGAAUUGGCGGCCUAUUCCACCCCGAGGAUGACAAGCAAGAGGUUGCGUUCCGUUACGCAGUGGAGAGGGUUAACGCGGACCGUGCAGUGUUGCCACGAGCGAAAUUACUCGCGCAAGUAGAAACUAUAUCGCCUCAGGACAGCUUCCACGCUUCUAAAAGAGUAUGUCAUCUACUUCGGAGUGGCGUGGCAGCUAUAUUUGGGCCGCAAUCGGCACCUGCAGCCGCCCAUGUUCAGUCCAUAUGUGACACAAUGGAACUGCCCCAUUUGGAGACCAGAUGGGAUUAUCGUACAAGGCGGGAGUCCUGUCUAGUUAACUUAUAUCCUCACCCAGCGGCGCUUAGCCGGGCAUACGUAGAUCUAGUUCGAGCUUGGGGAUGGAAGUCAUUUACAAUAGUUUACGAGAAUAGCGACGGUCUGGUCCGACUUCAAGAGUUACUGAAAGCCCAUGGGCCGUCUGAAUUGCCUGUUGCGGUCAGACAACUGCCCGAUUCUCACGACUACAGGCCACUACUCAAGCAAAUAAAGAAUUCCGCUGAGUCACAUAUAGUGCUAGAUUGUGCUACGGAGAGGAUAAGGGAUGUAUUACAACAGGCACAGCAGAUUGGAAUGAUGUCUGACUACCACAGUUACCUCAUAACAUCUUUAGAUCUUCAUAGUGUAGAUCUAGAGGAAUUCAAAUAUGGCGGCACUAAUAUUACUGCACUGAGAUUGCUUGAUCCAGAGAGAGCUGAAGUACAAAGAGUAGUCAGGGACUGGGUUUAUGACGAAGCGAGAAAGGGAAGAAAAUUACAACUGGGACACACCUCAGCUAAGGAAAACAUGACUUUUAUUAAGACAGAGACGGCACUGAUGUACGACGCUGUCCAUUUAUUCGCGAAAGCCCUUCACGACCUUGACACGUCCCAGCAAAUCGACGUCCGCCCGCUGUCGUGUGAGGCGGAAGAUACGUGGCCUCAUGGAUACAGUCUUAUAAACUAUAUGAAGAUAGUGGAAAUGAAAGGUUUAACGGGAGUUAUAAAGUUCGACCAUCAAGGCUUUCGUAGCGACUUUACCCUUGACAUAAUAGAGCUGACACGGGACGGCCUACAAAAGGCUGGAAUAUGGAACUCAUCCGAAGGUGUAAACUAUACGAGGUCUUACGGCGAUAACCAAAAGCAAAUAGUGGAAAUUUUACAGAACAAAACGCUUAUUGUUACAACAAUUCUGAGUGCACCAUAUUGCAUGAGAAAGGAGGCAAGCGAAAAAUUAACUGGCAACGCGCAAUUUGAGGGAUACGCUAUCGAUUUAAUUCACGAGAUAUCAAAAGUUCUCGGCUUCAAUUACACAUUCAAGCUAGCCCCUGACGGUCGGUACGGGUCAUAUAACCGGGAGAGCAAGGAAUGGGACGGGAUGAUACGGGAAUUGUUGGAACAAAGGGCCGAUUUAGCGAUAGCCGACCUCACUAUUACUUACGACAGGGAACAAGUCGUAGACUUCACGAUGCCAUUUAUGAAUCUCGGAAUAUCAGUACUCUACCGCAAGCCGAUAAAACAACCACCAAAUCUAUUUUCCUUCCUCUCGCCAUUAUCACUAGAUGUCUGGAUAUAUAUGGCUACCGCCUACCUAGGAGUCUCUGUUCUACUAUUUAUACUUGCAAGGUUUACUCCGUACGAAUGGCACCAAUCACGCACUGCAGACGGCGAAAAAAUGGAGAACAUAUUUUCACUAGCAAAUUGUUUAUGGUUUGCCAUCGGAUCACUUAUGCAACAGAGCUGUGACUUUUUGCCCAAAGCUGUCUCAACCAGGAUGGUAGCAGGGAUGUGGUGGUUCUUUACAUUGAUUAUGAUCUCUUCAUACACCGCAAAUCUGGCUGCCUUUCUAACAGUGGAGAGGAUGGACUCCCCAAUCGAAAGUGCUGAAGACUUGGCAAAGCAAACCAAGAUCAAGUAUGGAGCUCUGAAAGGAGGUUCCACUGCAGCUUUCUUUAGAGACUCAAACUUCUCAACGUACCAAAGAAUGUGGUCUUUCAUGGAAUCAGCUCGACCAUCAGUAUUCACAACCAGUAAUAAAGAAGGGGAGGAAAGAGUGAUGAGGGGUAAGGGAGCGUAUGCAUACCUCAUGGAAUCGACGACAAUUGAAUACGUUGUGGAAAGGAAUUGCGACUUGACGCAAGUUGGUGGGAUGCUGGACUCCAAAGGAUAUGGAAUAGCUAUGCCACCAAAUUCACCAUACCGUACCGCUAUAAGUGGCGCUGUUUUAAAACUGCAAGAAGAAGGGAAACUGCACAUAUUGAAGACAAAGUGGUGGAAAGAGAAGCGUGGAGGCGGUUCAUGUCGAGAUGAGACAUCUAAAUCUUCGUCAACGGCGAAUGAGCUGGGUUUGGCAAAUGUGGGAGGAGUGUUCGUAGUGCUCAUGGGCGGUAUGGGUGUGGCCUGUGUUAUAGCCGUUUGUGAGUUCGUCUGGAAAUCCCGAAAAGUAGCUGUUGAUGAAAGAAAGGAGGAGGCAUCGCUUUGUUCGGAGAUGGCAUCUGAGUUGCGAUCCGCUCUGAAGUGUCCUAGUGGCGGAAGUGGAGGGGGCAGUGGACCUCGUGAGGGAGCAGAUUCUCCCUAUUUGCACUACGGAUUCAGUACCAAGAGCCAACUACACUAGCGGCCGGACCGUGCCGCCUCGCCACCGAGCGAUGUGUAGGCAUGGAUAACAAAAUAAUCGUACAUUGCGCGCCCAAAACCCUGUCAAUCUCAUACUAAGCUUCAGUUCAAUAUCUAUAGCAAGCGUAUUUUCUGCUACUCGUAGAUGCUUGUGACGACUGUCGAAUGGUUGUAUUUGAGUCGUUCGACUGGUAUUCAAUACUGAAUCUGCCACAACCAAAUAUAUUAUAAUUGAUAUUUAUGAAAAUGUACCGUGACUUGACAAGGGCCUAAUUAGCCUCUUGACUAUUAAUUAAUAGAAGGGCAGAUGAUAAUUGUAAUCAGGGGUUUUGCUUCACGGUGUACCUAUUUGUCAUUUAACAAUAUAAAAAAGGAAAUUCCUCCUAUACAGUAUAUUCUGAAAAGAAUUAAACAAUUUGUGAAUUUUCAUACUAAUUCCAGAGGAUAGUAGGUAUAACACAUUUGAAGGAUUAGGUGUAACGGUGGCACUUUGGUCUGAAUAGCCUUUUUACGGGCCUAAUAUUUAUCACGCACGAUUAUUACUUGCCAACCCUUUCUUGAUAAAUAGAUGUAUUUAUGCAAAUCAUUUUUUAUUUCAAGUUUAAAUGCAAUUGUGCAUUCUAUUUUUAUUGAAAUAUUUUUUGUUUAAUGUAAUUUGAAAACAAUCCAAUGUCAACGGGUUUAAAUGUUACUGCCGUGGCAAAAACCAGCUAAGGCUGAUGGUUAUAAGGCGAACUUAGGCACAUCAAUUACAUACAAAUAAAGUAAUUGGUGUGAUGUGUGUAAGAAUUUGUAUGAACUCCUGCUAAAUGCACUCAGUAAAUCUUAAUAAAAAAAACAAUAUAACUAAAGUUACAUUUAUUUUGCGUAAAUAAAUCUUCGAUAAGUUUAAGUACGCCAUAUACAUUUUUACCUCUUGACAUGACGCGACAUUACAUUUUAAAAAUCUCU
Molecule: messenger RNA, 3910 nt
Organism: Pieris rapae (cabbage white)
Lineage: Eukaryota; Metazoa; Arthropoda; Insecta; Lepidoptera; Pieridae
Gene: KaiR1D
Product: glutamate receptor ionotropic, kainate 2
Exons: 19
Coding region: 261-2960 (899 amino acids)
Biological process (GO): synaptic transmission, glutamatergic; monoatomic ion transport; modulation of chemical synaptic transmission
Cellular component (GO): plasma membrane; postsynaptic membrane
Molecular function (GO): glutamate-gated receptor activity; transmitter-gated monoatomic ion channel activity involved in regulation of postsynaptic membrane potential
Source: RefSeq, a predicted model, not a curated record